Molecule: messenger RNA, 1402 nt
Organism: Paramacrobiotus metropolitanus
Lineage: Eukaryota; Metazoa; Tardigrada; Eutardigrada; Parachela; Macrobiotidae
Exons: 4
Coding region: 399-842 (147 amino acids)
Source: RefSeq, a predicted model, not a curated record
GCGGGUGACAGUGACACUGGCGUCUCUUCACUUGGCAGGUCGUUAUCAGCCGGGGUUUCCCUUGUCUCUCCCUGCUGAACGCUGACCGCUCAUUAUCCGCCGUUAACCCACUACUUAGCGCCGCUUAUUAGGCCUCUCCAAUCUCCAUCCCGAGUGCGCACUUCGCGCGGCUAGUUAACGGGACGCCGCAGCUAUAAAAGGACGCACGACACACACGUGCAUCUUCCUUUCGCGUUGUUCUUCCCUCCUGAUUCCACUAGUACUGUCUUCACGGCACGUCCGUUUUCCUGUGCACUCCGGUAUUUGUGCCAAGUUUAUCAACACCAGCGUCCUUAGAUCCGUUUCCGUUUGCGCGUCAGCGUUCAGAAUUAAUAUUAGCCGUUUUAAGUGAAGCCGAAAUGGAUUUUUCAUCGAUGACCUCGUGCAUCUUCCUGCUUGCCACUUUCGCCCGUGUUUUCUCCUAUCCUAUGGCAGCGCAUGACACUUCCGCCGGCCCAUCCCGACUGGAAAACGGCACACCUUGCAACGACGUCGGGGAGAUUUUCAGCGAUGACCCAUGCCGACCCUGGUGCAUCUGCAAGGACGGCGCGGUCAUGUGCGCCGAAAUAUUCUGCAACAACGAUGUACCAAAAACCUGCGGAAAAAUUGCCGUUAAUGGGCGCUGCUGUCCGACUUAUGUCUGUGUGCACACCAAUGGAACGGCGACGAUGCACUAUCCGUUGCCGUUGACGGUGGUGCCGCCAAGUAUGUACGAAGAGGAGAACGGAAUGUUCAAGGACACUAAGCGAAGCCUGCUGCAUGCCGGACACCGGUCACGCGGCGGCCUGGUCAACUUGGCGUGAGACAAUUCAGUUAAACCUUUGAUAUCUCGGAUAUACGGAAGUACCUCCCAGCGUAUUUAUUACUGUAUAAAGUAUUCGUCUGCGGCAGCGGCUGCCCCGGGGUGGCUGAGUGGACCAGGGAUGUUCAGUUGGUUGGUAUUGAGGCGGGAUGACCUUUUCGGCAUCCGAGCCGAUUAGUGGGAGCGGAUGGGUGCAGCUGUAGCGGCCUGCCGGGCUGUCGCUGGUAUUAUGUCCAUGAUAAUUCCAUUGUUUGUUCCUCUCGGCUUUCCUUAGAUGAGCCCUGUUUUCGCAUUAAUGAUAAAUUACAUUCGCUCGCCGUUUCAGUGUCACGCUAACCAUGAUUAAUCUUUCUUGGUAUUUCAUGUCCAUUUCUAACGGCUGUUUAUCAAAGGCGGCAUUAAAGAAGUCGAUUUAUUAAUCUUUUAUGUAAGCAUGUAUGGUUUCCUUACAUGUCCGGUUUGUAUCGGUUUGCAACAAAUGCAGUAUUGGUUAUGACAAGAGGCAGCGACGCUAGACAUGUUGUCAUUGAGAAAAGCAAUAAAGAUGCUUCUAACUAACAA